GGGAUAAUGCCGAAGUUCUUAAACAGCCGGUGUAAAGAGCUUGUAGCAUCUCUUAUCAAUUAUUUUAAAAAGGAAUUGGAAAAUGAUGGACCCUUAUUACCAUUGAAAUAAGUUAGAGAGCGUGUAGCGAAUGCACUAAACUUGAGUUUGCCUACUGUAAGUAAGGUGUCAGCGGCAAUGAAAGGCAAUGUGAGGUUAAAUUUUCCCACAAAAAAUCGUAGAAGAAAGAAAACAGUGACUGAUAC
Molecule: messenger RNA, 245 nt
Organism: Acanthoscelides obtectus
Lineage: Eukaryota; Metazoa; Arthropoda; Insecta; Coleoptera; Chrysomelidae
Source: the annotation of a GenBank genome assembly